Messenger RNA from Penicillium daleae, 873 nucleotides. RefSeq lists its product as uncharacterized. The coding region runs from base 1 to 873 and encodes 290 amino acids. NCBI's taxonomy places the organism in Eukaryota, Fungi, Ascomycota, Eurotiomycetes, Eurotiales, Aspergillaceae. Gene Ontology annotation, biological process: mitotic sister chromatid segregation. The record is from RefSeq and is a predicted model, not a curated record. The transcript has 2 exons. Gene Ontology annotation, cellular component: MIS12/MIND type complex; kinetochore.
AUGGCUGCACCACACUACCGCAAAGUCGAGCUCCAGUCUCCAGCAGACUUCACCUAUUUAUACGCAAACACAGUCGCGCUCUCUCGACAAAAACUAGACCUCAACCUCCCCCCUUCCGCAACAAACGAUGACAAGCCCGACCCGAUGCGCGAGCGCGUGCGGGAAUUAGUUGACGAGUACAUAACCCGCACCUUCACAACGGCCUCCUCCUCAAUCAGCAUCAACGGAUUAGACUCCUCCUCCCCAGCCUUCCCCUUCCCCGCCGCCUUCACCGCGCCCGAAACAGUCGAGUACGAACCCUUCGACGCCGAGCUCGCCGCGCGCGUCAGCACGCUCUACGCCCAACUAGAAUCCCUCACGACGACCGUCGCGCAAUUACGCCGCGAGGCGCCACGGAAGGCGGCCAAGGCGUAUGCGGCGCAAUUAGCCGGGUUGAUUGAGGAGGAGAGCAAGGAGGACGAUGAACUUGAUGAGCAGGACGAGGAUAAGGACGAAGAUGGGAAUGAGAAUGCAGAGUCUCGAGAUAGGACGGCGCAGGAUGCAGAGGCUAUGGAUGUGGAUGUGAAUACGGGUGCUACCGGAUCCGAACCAGCAUCUACAAACGCGAAACGCCGCUCUCGCCGGGGCCAUCCCGAUCCAGCUUGGACACUUGAUAUUCCGCUCGGCACGGACGAAGAAGCCGAGCGCUGGCGGAGCGGGGAUAUUGCCGAGGUAUACGAGAGCACUCUACGCACUCUGCAGCGGUUGCAGGGUGAGGGCGACGCGGAGAUUGGAGGGGCGGCCGGUUCUGGUUCUGAGGGGAAUGCGCUGGCGACAACGGUGGGGAAGGCUGAGCGGGCUGGGCGGGCAGCUGAGGUGGUGGAGAGUAUGUGA